Ailuropoda melanoleuca (giant panda) is the source of this 2644-nucleotide messenger RNA. It is a transcript of the gene UBFD1, whose product is annotated as ubiquitin family domain containing 1. The transcript has 8 exons. NCBI's taxonomy places the organism in Eukaryota, Metazoa, Chordata, Mammalia, Carnivora, Ursidae. The record is from RefSeq and is a predicted model, not a curated record. Gene Ontology annotation, molecular function: cadherin binding; RNA binding. Bases 193 to 1080 code for a protein of 295 amino acids.
CCUUCGGCUCCCGAAAGCUAAAGCGUGGCAGGGGCCGGGCCGGGGAAGCGGAGGAGGCGGGUCUCCAUAGAAACGUCCACCUGUUUCCGGCCAGGCUGUGAGAGAUUAGGGGCUGCUGCGGGGGCCAAUCUCAGCUAACUCGCUUUUUCCCGGCGGCCUCUGCGGGAGCGGUGGGUGUUGUACACAAUCAUCAUGGCGGCGGCCGGGGCCCCGGAUGGCAUGGAGGAACCUGGCAUGGACACGGAGGCCGAGACGGUGGCGACCGAGGGCCCCGCGCGGCCCCUGAACUGCGUGGAGGCCGAAGCCGCGGCGGGGGCGGCGGCCGAGGACUCCUGCGCGGCGCGAGGUAGCCUGCAGCCGGCCCCGGCCCAGCCCCCUGGGGACCCUGCGGCCCAGGCCUCGGUCAGUAACGGCGAGGACGCGGGCGGCGGCGCGGGCAGGGAGUUGGUGGACCUGAAGAUCAUCUGGAAUAAGACUAAGCACGACGUGAAGUUCCCCCUGGAUAGCACAGGCUCCGAGCUAAAACAGAAGAUUCACUCGAUUACAGGUCUCCCUCCUGCCAUGCAGAAAGUCAUGUAUAAGGGACUUGUCCCUGAGGAUAAGACGUUGAGAGAAAUAAAAGUGACCAGUGGAGCCAAGAUCAUGGUGGUUGGUUCCACGAUAAAUGAUGUUUUAGCCGUAAACACACCCAAAGAUGCUGCCCAGCAGGAUGCAAAGGCCGAAGAGAACAAGAAGGAGCCACUCUGCAGGCAGAAACAACACAGGAAAGUGUUGGAUAAAGGAAAACCCGAAGAUGUGAUGCCAUCUGUUAAGGGUGCCCAGGAGCGCCUGCCAUCAGUACCCUUAUCUGGCAUGUACAACAAAUCUGGAGGCAAAGUGAGACUCACCUUCAAGCUGGAACAAGAUCAGCUGUGGAUCGGCACUAAAGAUUCCCGGAGGGAACCGAACAUGCCUAAUUCACCUGGUUCUGGCCAGCACUGUAGGUAUUCAGUGUUCGAGAGCGGACUGAGAAAUUGCCCAUGGGCUCCAUUAAAAAUGUGGUCAGUGAACCUAUCGAAGGACACGAAGACUACCACAUGAUGGCGUUUCAGUUGGGCCCCACGGAAGCCUCUUACUACUGGGUGUACUGGGUCCCAACUCAAUAUGUGGAUGCAAUCAAAGACACUGUGCUGGGGAAGUGGCAGUAUUUUUGAAAGCACUUUCACCUCUGGCCCAGGAGACUGACCCAAAGUGAAGGACAUUGCUGGGAGAGGCCUGCAGCAUCCCUGGAUUUCAGAGUUCUGGGACUUUGUUCAAAAGCAAACAAACAAAAAACCUAUAUCCACUCUAAGGUGAUGUGGUGACUGAAGCCAGAGGUGAUGUACUUUCACCAUUAGCUUAAUUUUAACUUAAAAUCACCGGUUCCCUUUUCUGGCAGUCAGCUUCAUACCAUUUUUAAAGUCCAUACGGUGGAAAUCAAUAAAUCUGAGUUCCGAGCACGUUGUGUGGAAUACUCUUCAGUGCGUUUGAGAGUAGAUCUACCAAUUUUGUUUAGAAAGGAAUGAUCAAAAGCUUGCUGGUUUCCUUUUUAAUUUUUUUUAAAGCGAUUUCAACAAAUAUUUUCAUAAAUCUUCGGUUGCAAACAUUUGGACUGCGUUGUGAUGAAUUGGGUAUUGGUUUUUCUCAUAUAAAAUUGUAUGCAAAAUGGGGGGGGUUAGUAAGCCAUAUUUUUCUGUCCAUGGAUUCAGAUUUAAUUCUUUUUCCCUUUUUUAUGUUCUCACUUCCUAGAUUUGAAUUUUUGUUUUAAAAACCCAAAGAUGUCAGUUCCUGUUUUCGUACCUCAUCAAUGCUUCCUCUCCUGGCCUCCCUCCCGCCAUUGCUGCUGCUGAAGAAUGCGUGGCGGGAGAGGAUGAGCUGUUUGGUCUAGGGCAGGGAGCUCUCGCGCUUGCUGUGCUGUGUGUCGAGCAGCGGAGUAUCUCACAUUGACUCCCGUCUAAACGUCUUGCCCCUUGGGCCCCAGUCUCUGGGGAGUUCCACACUGCUGGUGUCCUGGUUGUCCGGCAGCCUCACUGAUUUGGCUUCGAGGCCCAGCCUGGCCUGGGUGUGCCUGGGCUACACUGCCCAAAAGCCACAGCUCCCAGGCUGACAGAGGCCUCUUCAAGGAGGAGCUGGAAGACCGUUUCUACAGCCAUAUAGCCACAGGCCCAGAUCCUUCUUUCUUUCGAAGUUCUGAGAAAUUCUUAAGCAGUCCAAUGAUUAUUUCAAUUAUGCUUCUCCAUUUGGUCUUUCUGCUCAUGCAUUAUGUUCAAGUGUCCUUCAUCCCAGGUUCAGAGAUGCUGCCUUUCUCAAUAAAAAGACAUGUUGACCUAGUGGGUUGGCCGAUGUACUUAAACAUCGAAAAAUGGGAUAAAUUGCUUUUGUGAUUAGCUCACCCUCUUCUGGUUUUAGCCCUUAUGUUCUUGGUACACGUGAGCUUCUGUUGUCUCCUUAUGGCUCGAUCGACUCGGACAUGAGGGCGAGUCUCUUGGUGAAUGAUACCCUUUGUGCUCUUUGCUGUUGCUCUGCUGGCUGUCUUUGCAAUUCUCCUCUCCCUGGCUGCAGGCUCUCAUAGUAAGGUUUGGCGAGAGAUUUUCCAAACUUCACAUUCUGGAUGAUUCUAGGCUGU